Sardina pilchardus (European sardine) is the source of this 4369-nucleotide messenger RNA. RefSeq lists its product as uncharacterized. The record is from RefSeq and is a predicted model, not a curated record. Lineage: Eukaryota; Metazoa; Chordata; Actinopteri; Clupeiformes; Clupeidae. Bases 42 to 2339 code for a protein of 765 amino acids. The transcript has 4 exons.
UAUCUCUUUAUUUCUACCAGGUUUUAAAAUCCUUUGUUGGAAUGACCAAACCUGCUAUGGUUAAAGUGGGCAACUCUUACAAGUGUUCGCUGUGCAAGAAGGCAGGCGAUUACGCAUCUCUUGUGCCCCACAUUCAGACUCAUUCAAGAAACGUCCUCACGUAUAAAGGAAUACAGAUAUACCGAUGUGGCUUGGACUGCAGCGGCGUGCCGCACCACCACUGUUGUUUUUGUAACCAAAGCGUCGUCUUGAAAAAUGUGUUCAUACGGCACUUGAAAAGAUGCGAGGAAUGUCUCAUACACCAGGACAAUUACAAACAGACUCGUUCCGGUGAUCAGAACAGUGGCAGUACCACAGCGCCGUCUCAGCCGUUAGCGAAUGCUCCUGCCAUGGGAAUUGUGGUACAGACCCCGUCUGGACCCGCGCUACUGCGAACGGUAACCACUCCUGUUCAGUUGCAAGGCACUGCGGGACCUUUGUUGCUACAGGCAACACAUUUGCCUCUGCAAACCUCAACAGGUACAUCGUUGCUCCUUCAAACCACAACAACCGCCUCCUCGCCAAAGCAAGCCUCGACAGCUAAGUCCUCGACAACAACAACAACAACCAUGUCCACUUCUAAUAACGCUCUAACAACGGCAUCCUCGCAGGAUGACGAGCCAACAACUACAUCGUCUCCAUCACAAGCCCCUGAGCUGAAGACCCCGACUAUUGCAGCUAUGGAGCUGACCCCUGAACUUAUGGAAACCAUAACAAACACCACCACAACCACAGCCAUGUCGCCAUCGUCUCCUUUACCGCAGCAGCCCACGACAACAACGUCGUCGGUCACUUCGUCCUCUGCAGAUCAAGCUCCAGCAGGCACAGCCUCCGAAGAGCAAGAAUCCUCGUCCGCCAACCCAGCGUCCCCCUCUCACUCACCGCCGCCUCCCCCGGCGUCCGAAAUGGCCGAAACCUCUCCGUCCGAGUCCAAGGAGCAGAGGCGAAGGAUCAAGUGCCCCCACUGCCCCACGGUUCUCUUCAAACGGAACCUCAAGGUCCACGUCGCGCGGCACCACAAGGACCUGCCUCCGCCGCCUGCAGCGGCACCGGGAAACCUCAAGAGGGCGCCGCAGCUCAAGAGCGUCUCCGUGGACCGCAAGAACGGCAUCGUGGCCGUCCAGAGGCACGCGCGCGGGUUCCUGGCGCCCGUGCACGCCCAGCGCAAGGUGAGCGGCGGGCAGGUGGUCAGGUGCGACCUGAAGGAGUGCCAGCAGUUCCAGCAGAUGGCCGAGCGCCACGGCCUGAGCGUCAGCCACUGCCAGCACACGCGCGACCUGGACCUGUGCACCGAGACGGCGGCGGAGGAUCCGCUGGACCAGGAGGUGCUGGACGAGAUGGUGCUCCUCAAGCACCUCAGCGACGCCAAGCGCGCCAUGUGCCUGCGGCGGCAGAAGAUGGCGCAGGCCGCCAAGGUGCCGUUCGCGGUGCGGGUGGAGCUGGGCGGGGGGCGGGCGCCGCCACGCCACGUCUUCGUCUCCGUCCACGAGCCCAAGACCAACGACUUCAGCUGCCUGGGCCGGGUCAUGGUCAGCUACGACGUGGACCGCAACGUGUGGCGCUGCCCGUGCACCAAGCCGCACUUCCUGUGCCUCCACAAGAACAUCGCCAGGUGGCACGUCUUCCAGACCGACCGGGACUUGAUCAGGAACCCGGGGUUCUCCUCCUCCAGAGAGGCGUCGGGGCGAGGGAACGCGGGUUCCGCCGACGGCAACAGGGCCGGUUCUGCCCACGGAGACGUCAAGCGGAGCGUGGAGUACAUCUACGAGCACAAGAGAAUCCCCGCCGAGCUGCCGGAGGACCUGACCAGCACCGUGUUCGAGUUCCCCGCCCAUCUGUUUCCCACGGAGACGACCUGCGACCUCUGCUCGCACGAUCCGAGCCUUGAAGAGGCGGAGAUCGUGACGGAGCAGGCCAAGAUUGUCACCAUGAUAGGAGUAGCUGACCACGUAUCCACGUACAUCAGGCGUUGUCCAGACUGCCAAGUCCUCUACCGGUAUCAGGAGUGGCAAGAUGGCCUCCACAACUUCGACAAUCACCUCAUUCUGAGUAUAGAGUUCUGUCUCUAUCUCAGACACAGUUUACAGAACCAAAUCCCCGUGUCCAGAGCCGUUCAGACGCUGGAGAGGUUGCGCAAGGUCCGCUUCCCCUCCGCCGAAGAUCUUCUCAACGCCUACUCACACUUUGAGGCGAUGAAUGGCUCCGAAAACACAGACUCUACCAUUGACGACAAUGACUGCAGCCCCGCUCUAGUCACGGACCUACACAGGAAGGCUUUCCUGACCCUUCAUUGGGGAUGAUUGUGUGUGUUUGUGUGUGUGUGUGUGUGUGUGUGUGUGUGUGUGUGUGAAUUGCGAGUAUGCGUUACCUAAGUCAGUGGAUGUGAGUUCUGCAUGAUGCAUGAACGCCGAGGUAUAAAAGCGAGGCUUCAGAAAGGAAAGGUCUUGACCAUGUGUAUUCUUCCGUGCGUUCACUUAGCACUGCUAAUCUCACUGAUGAGCUAGUCUUUCUUUCUGAAGGGUUGUGCUAAUUAGAAUCAGCAGGUUUAGUAAAUUAUGGAGGUGCACGUAAAGCACACCAACACGAUUAUUUUAUGGGGUGCUGGGUGCUGCAAUGGUGUUUAGGCCUGUUCAUGGCUUUCAUCGGGUCCCUUUCCACAGGUGUAUAAAAUCAAGCACCUUGAUUAUGAAUAUAGGGUACGAUCUGAUACAGGUCGAAAUGUCAUUAGCUAAUAAACCAUACAUACAUUAUACUAGUGUACAUACAUACAUACAUGUGUGUAUGUCAGAGAAGUGCUGCACACACUCUAUCAUUGGGAAAUCAUUGUGAGCCAAUAGAAUGAGUAGUAGUAGGACUUAAACUUUCUAAAGUCAGACUUUCCACCUCUGCUAGAAUCCUACAAUGGUUCUGAAUCUAUGUUCCAUCAGCAAUAGGCAACUUUCUCACUUGCGUCGUUAUUUUAGCAGUGACAGUAUGUGGACACAUUGACUGACAUGCAUAAAACAUUGCUUUAGAUUCCCUAACACCUUGAUGACCUGGGCCGGGUUUCCCAGAUUCGUUAAGAAACUCGUAAGUGCUAAGAACUUCUUAGGAGCGUUCUUAGAACGUUCUUAGAGCACUCCCAAGAAGUUCUUAGCAUUUAGCCCUGGUCUGUCUGCGUGUCUAAAACAGAAUAUUCCAGGUGUUAUCCCAGAGUUAGGUGGCUAAUACUCUGUGUGUGCAAAAAACAUAGUCUGGCAACCCCACCAUUAACUCCUAAGUGACAAAAUAGACUUUAACAACUCCAAAAUGUUGUUGUUUACAUGUUGUGACUUGUGUAUGAACCGGAUGUAGAAACAACAAUGUGAAAAUGAUAGCAGAGCAAUUUUCUAAGCAGAAACAGUACAUAUCUGGAACUACUUUCUCAUGUUGGCAGAGCACUGCUACCUGGGCGUAGUGAUUACACGCAGCUGCACUGUUUCCCCCGGUGUCACGUACACAGACUUAAAGUAGUCAGUGAGCAUGUUUACAUGCACACUAACGAUAAUUGGCAAUGAUCGUUCAAUGAUCUGUUCAAGGUGUAUACAUGUCUAGAAUAAAUCAGAAUAUUGCCAGAAACCUAGGUGUUUUGAACGGAUUUUUCAAAAAUCGAUAAUAUUCCUGAUGGCAUUCCAGACAACUCGGAUGUCUGAGGUCGGACUACAAUUCCGACGUUGAAGAUGGGGUAGUAAUGGGAAUUCCGACUUCAAGUGGCGUUCCACUGUACUUUUUCCCAGUAGGUGGUCAGAAGUCUUGACCUCUGAGUUUGUCUGGAAUGAAAUUGGGAGAUUCCUACUGGGAAAUAUCUGACCUCCAAGUAGUCUGGAAUGCAGCAUUAACCCUAAAUUACUCGAGGGACAAUGGCCCUUUUAAUAUAAUUGACUAGCAUCUGCUAGACGAGUAGAUGUAAAUCAUAUAAAAGCCUGCUUAGAAAAUUGCUGUCCUUGAUGAACAGAAAAUAAGCUGAUUUCCCACAAUGUUGACGUGUUCCUUAAAACAUACAUAUGCCAGAGAUAUCGAUGGGGACUAGAAAGAGGUUUUGUCUUGUGCAUUUAAACUAAACAGAAGCUAUUACAUGAAUUGUUAAUUGUACCUCUGACCAUUGUGGUUUUGAAUGAUUGCUGGUUCAAUAUACAGUAGUUCUUUAAUCAAUAGGUUUUUUGUACUACCUCAAGAAUGGAUGAAUAUGCUUUUUACCAGCUGAUACCUUAACAAACUGUGGCUUCCUUUGGCAGAAGUUGUAUAGUAGCAUUAGUGUAGGCACCUGAGAUAUGGGUGAAUGUCCCCGCCUCUUUAAAUAAAUCCAUCUGCC